AUGUGCGCGUGUCGACAAAAGAAGGCGUCUUUUUUUAUAAAAGACAUCCUGUGCGAGGGGAAAGACGGAGUAGUCGAAAAUGGGAGAGCGAAAGAAGAGUUGCAGACGAGGUACAGCGAGUUAUCGGUGGUCCAGAGAGAAUUGGAAGCGACGAAAUUAGAUGUAAAUAUAGAACAAAGGCGGAAUACCUAUCCUAUAUACCCGACACCUAUAAAGCCGAGCUACCCCUGGUCGUAUAAGACGAAGGGCUUUGAGCAGAGGCCGUUAUACAGCGAGCCGAUUCUGAAUUCAGAAAUGCUACGCAGUCAAUUGUCGAUGAGUAGGUUCGGUGCGCCCGCGCCGUUCAGCUUACGCCCGCCCUACAGUUUUGAUAGAGUGCCAUGCUUCAGCCCAUGGUGGGGAAUGGCAGGUAGACGGAAAGGGGGGCAAGUAAGGUUCAGCGCAGCACAAACGGGAGCGCUAGAACGAAGGUUCAACGCCAACAAGUACCUAAGCCCUGACGAGAGAAGGGCUCUCGCUUCUUCUUUAAGACUGAGUGAUCGACAGGUGAAAACAUGGUUCCAAAACCGUCGUGCAAAAUGGCGACGAACCACAUUAGAAUGCGCAGACCUCGGCAGUUCAUCGAGUGUGCAAGAAGACUCUGAUGAUGACGUGCUAAUAUCAGACCCCUGA
Molecule: messenger RNA, 672 nt
Organism: Leptosia nina
Lineage: Eukaryota; Metazoa; Arthropoda; Insecta; Lepidoptera; Pieridae
Source: the annotation of a GenBank genome assembly